Messenger RNA from Liolophura sinensis, 1796 nucleotides. RefSeq names its product lysosomal proton-coupled steroid conjugate and bile acid symporter SLC46A3-like. Bases 1 to 1488 code for a protein of 495 amino acids. Gene Ontology annotation, cellular component: membrane. Gene Ontology annotation, biological process: transmembrane transport. The transcript has 4 exons. Lineage: Eukaryota; Metazoa; Mollusca; Polyplacophora; Chitonida; Chitonidae. The record is from RefSeq and is a predicted model, not a curated record. Gene Ontology annotation, molecular function: transmembrane transporter activity.
AUGGAGAAGCCUGUGGAAGUCCCGUGUGGACCGUCCGAGCCGCAGGAAAACCGUCCUCAUCUUGGCUGGAGGGUGCACUUCCUGGAGCUGGUUGUCAUCAGCUAUUUCAUUGGUUAUGUGCUCAAUUUCAUGAUGAGUGUUCAGUUUGUUUACGCAAGACUGGAAUCCAAUCUUCUGAGAGAGGGAAACGUCACCCUGAACGGGACAGUCAAAAAUAGUCACUGUGUCGCCACCAUCGGAAACGACAGCGGUGCCCAGAUUGUCGCCCGUGCGCAGAACAUGGCCUCGUCUUGGCAGCUCUACCUUAGCCUGGUUGGGGGAAUCCCCUCGGUGUUCGCCACGAUUUUGUUAGGAUCCUUAUCCGAUAGGAUCGGCCGUAAAGUUCUUCUCCUUUUACCGGCUGUUGGUGCCGCUAUUCGAUCCGCAACAUACUGCGCGGUAAGCUACUGGGGACUACCGUUGUAUUGUUUGUUGAUAGUACAUGGUAUCGAAGGAUGCACUGGAAGCUUCGUGGCGACGCUCUUAGCGUCCUUCGCGUACACAUCCGACAUUACUGCUCGCGGGAAAAAGCGCUCUUUGCAGAUCACAAUCAUGGAGAGCAUGCUAGGCAUUGCUCUGGGAAUUUCCAACUUAACCUUGGGAUUCAUGAUUAAAGAAUGGGGUUACACCGUACCGAACAUUCCCGCUUUGGUAAUGAAUAUCUCCGCAGGAUUGGUCACCGUGUUUCUUUUACCGGAAACGAGGAAAUCUGGUCCCUACAGCAAAUCCCCAUCCUUGGGAAAAGCAUUCUACAGGGUGUUCCACUUCUACUUCUCAACCAAGAACGGUAAUCCUCGGGACUGCUAUCUGAUUUCUAUCGCUACAUUCGCGAUGGCGUCUUUGGCGUUCGUUGGUGCUAGCGGUGUGGAAACCUUGUACGUGUUAAACGAACCCUUUUGUUGGAACUCCGUUCAGAUUGGAUACUUUGCUACGACAAGGGCACUUUGUCAGGCCUUCGCAGCAGUCCUCAUUGUCAAGCUCCUUCAAUUCUGCCUGUCAGAUGUGGGAAUUGCUCUUGUUUCGGGAGCAUGCAAAGUUGCAUCGCUCCUCCUAGAAGGAUUCGCCACGAAAGAUGCCUACAUGUAUGUUGUGGCAGUGAUCGGGAUGUCUGGCAUAGCAGUAUUGGCAAUGAUUCGGUCGAUUAUGUCGAAGAUGACACCAAAGGACAAGUUAGGGGCGGUGUUUGCCAGUAUCGCGUCAGUGGAGGCAGUCACUAACAUGACUGCUAGUAUAGCAUUUGUGGCGAUAUAUCAAGAGACCCUAACUUUCUACGACGGCACUGUGUUUUUCUGUAUGGCGUUCGUCGUCAGCGUCAGUAUGGUUCUUUAUCUGAUUCUUCAUUACAAGUUGAAACGGCGGGAGGCGGCCCUGAUGCAAGUACAGCAGGCCGUAAUAGUCAACGAGGAGCGCAAACCUCUGCUAGGGAAUCGGGAAACCGGCGGCUACUAACGGGACACGUCCACCUACUAACAGGAUACGUCCAGAUACUAACGGGAAACGUCCAGAUACUUACAUGAAACGUCCAGAUACUAACGUGAAGCGUCCGGAUACUAACGGCUUGCGUCCAGAUACCCACGACAAUCGUUCGGGUACUAACAAGCCACCCUGGAUAUGACUAAUAACAGCGACAGACCCCCAGUUAAUGAAACAAGACCGGCUACCAGCAGAAAACGUCCGGCUACUAACGCAAAGCGGCCGGUUACUAGCUGGAAACAUCCGGCUGCAAACAGGAAACGUCCGGUAAUGAUUUCUAACGU